Molecule: messenger RNA, 1851 nt
Organism: Lodderomyces orthopsilosis Co 90-125
Lineage: Eukaryota; Fungi; Ascomycota; Pichiomycetes; Serinales; Debaryomycetaceae
Exons: 2
Coding region: 1-1851 (616 amino acids)
Source: RefSeq, a predicted model, not a curated record
AUGUGGGUCGUGCACCACGAGGGGGACCCCCACGGUGAUCAUCGCAUACUAUUCCCUCAAAAGAACUACAAAGUAGGUCGAAAUGAUCAAUUGGAUUUCGUGUUUAAUUCGCGUAAAUCAGCAAGAGAGUUGAUGGAACUUGUGACGGGAUCGUCGUCAGCAAAAACGCCUUUGAGUCUAUGUAUCCAGUCUCGAGCAAAGACGUAUGUGAGUGGAGCGAUAUUACGACUAAGUAAAGGAGAAAACCCAAGGGAGAUUGACUACACCAAUAGCUCAAAGAUUACCAUACAGGUUGAACCUGAUUCAGAUUUGGAGGUAAAGGAUACUCCUAUUACCAUUGAAUGGGUAGAAGUGAAGUUGUUUGCUGAAACCGAAGGUGCGGUUAUUAAAGAUUUGAAGCAAUCAGGGAUAGAUUUUACAUUUGUUGAUAAUUUACUGGAUGCAACGCACUUCUACACAACUCAAGCCAUACACAACCUGGCUCAUUUCAAAAAUGCAAUAGUAAAAGGGAUACCUAUAGUUAAUGACGAUUGGGCUGACACAGUACUCAAAACGCCCAAUAAUGUGGACAAAUGGUUACUCGAUUGUGAUUACUCUUUGUAUCUUCCUAAUGGAAACAGUGCAUAUUUGCCCGAGCCGAGACGAAAGCUUCUCGAUACAAAGUUGAUUUCGUUUGAGCCUAUAGAAUGGUUGGAUGUGACGGUACUAGAGAAGGCUGAGGAGAAGAUACAUGCACAAGUGGGUACUGACGAGUUCAUUUUAAUCAAUUCAUUCAAUGUGUUUGGAUUUCAAGCAGUGCCCCAAACUGAUCUUUGGAACAAGGUUUUAUCGAAAACGUUGGACUCAAUUCCAACAAAUAGAGUGAAGGAGCAAUCACAAAAGAGACCAGCAUCGAUGGAAACGCAAUCGAGCACCCGAAAACGACGGAGGUAUGAAAAAGUGGACAAACUCCAUUUCUUUUCACCAAGCGCCACAUCAAUACCUGUCAUUGAGAGCCCAGAGGACACUCUCAAGGAGAUAAAAAAUAACAAACCAAGCAUUGGCAAACUAGUUCCAAAAUUGGCUGCAUCUAAACCAAUCGAGAUGGAAAAAGCAAAUGACAAACCUCCUACUCCGGAAAUAAUUCUCGCAUCUUCACAAACUACUGACGAUACUACGAAUCUCAAAAAGAGGCGAGGUGAACCAUUCACAGCUCACAAGCCUCCGAAAAUUCCCAAAUUUGUUCCCAAAGUGUCGUUUGCUGACGCAGUGAUGCAAACUAAAGAGAAAAAGCGAGAGAUGUGGGAAAUGGAAAUGGGGAUAAUGGAAGAGUCUGAGGGAGUUGCUGAGAAUCUAUCAAAUUUGGCUAUUGUUGAAGUUGUUAAUGUACCCAUAAGAAGAAGGCGAAAAGAAUACAACGAAGUCGAUACUCCAACUACAGGAGGCAAGAAUUUCAAAAAAUUCGUCAAGAGUGUACCAGUGAAAAGAAAGAUAUCACGUCCGCAUAUUGAUAUGGUUAUUGAAGAAUCUACUAAUGUGUUAUUACCCAAAAGAAAGAACAAGCAAACCACCAUGGAUGAAGAUUUCAAUGGUGUAAUGAGUGAUGUACGUGGGUAUGAGCCAAAUCUAUUUGUUCCUGAAGAUGAAUCCGAUGGUGCGUAUGAAGAGUCUACCACUCAAUCAUUUCUCACAAGUCAAACAAAUGCAAUUAAUGCUGAUAGGAAAAGAGGGCGUCACCACCAACCCAUUGAUGAUGAUGACCUCGAAGAUAACGACGAUGAUGAUAAUGAUGAUGAUGAUGAUGAUGAUGAUGAUGAUGAUGAUGAUGAUGAGGAUGAUGAGGAUCAACCAAGAUUUGGGUUUAGUCGGUGA